AUGAAAGCAAUUAAGCUCGUCUCCCCUCAUCAAACUGCUCUGGUAUCCAAUGCACCGAUACCUAAAGUUGGGGCUGAUAGGAUCCUCGUCAAGAACAAGGCUUUCGCACUCAACCCGGUCGACUGGAAGUUCAUUGAUGCAGUGCCGUACAUUGGCACCACCGUUGGGUGUGACUAUGCAGGCGUUGUGGAGGCCGUGGGCGAAGAUCUGAAAGUCCAAUUCAAGAAAGGCGACCGCAUAGCUGGAAUGGUCCAUAGUAUCAAUCCGCAUGAGCUUGAAAGCGGCGCAUUUGCCGAGUACGUCCUCGUCAAGAGUGGAUGCCAACUGAGAAUCCCGGACAAUUUGAGCUUUGAAGAAGCGUCUAGCUUGGGAAUCGGCAUCAUCACUUCUGGUCAGGGAUUAUACGAGAGUCUCGGGCUUCCUUGGCCAGAGCAGCCAAAGGAAAGGUUUCCAGUCUUGAUAUAUGGGGGCAGUACUGCCACUGGAACCAUUUCUAUCCAGCUAGCAAAACUAUCUGGCCUUGAAGUCAUAACUACUUGCUCACCUCGAAACUUUGACUUGGUCAGAGGACUUGGCGCAGACAUCGUUUUCGACUACAAUUCGCCAACCUGCAGUGCUGAUAUUCGCCACUAUACGAAAGACAGACUCCACUACGCCUUUGACUGUUGGUCGGAGGGUCAAUCUGGUGCAAUCUGCGUCAAUGCCCUGGCAUCUUCUGCUGCUCCUGGGAAGAAACUACGGUAUGGUAGCAUCCAGCUAAUGGAACUUCCCAGAAAAGAUGUACAACACUUGGAAACCUGGGGUAACACCGCGUACGGAGAGGACUUUGAAGUGAUGGGAACCAUGAAACUCGGAAACCCUGACCGUUAUGAAUUUGCUACGGCAUUCUUUCGGUUAGCUCAACGAUUACUGGAGGAGGGCAAGCUGAAGCCGCACCCGAUUCAAGUCGGAAAAGGAGGCUUAAAUGGGGUGCUUGAUGGACUGGACGAGCUGCGACAAGAACGGGUCAGUGCUCAUAAGCUGGUAUAUCGCGUUGAAGAUACCGAGGGACACCUGAGUAACGGACAUACGCCUUGA
Ilyonectria robusta is the source of this 1077-nucleotide messenger RNA. Its product is annotated as putative zinc-binding oxidoreductase ToxD. NCBI's taxonomy places the organism in Eukaryota, Fungi, Ascomycota, Sordariomycetes, Hypocreales, Nectriaceae. Gene Ontology annotation, molecular function: oxidoreductase activity, acting on NAD(P)H. The transcript is spliced from 2 exons. The coding region runs from base 1 to 1077 and encodes 358 amino acids. The record is from RefSeq and is a predicted model, not a curated record.